Messenger RNA from Lecanosticta acicola, 399 nucleotides. Lineage: Eukaryota; Fungi; Ascomycota; Dothideomycetes; Mycosphaerellales; Mycosphaerellaceae. The record is from the annotation of a GenBank genome assembly.
AUGGGCAGUGGCUUGCUAUCGAGCGAGGUGGCACCCCUCCUGCAGAGGGUACAUAACGAGCAGGGACAUUUCUCGUUCAAGAUCGUACAGGACAAGCUCCGAUCCAAGGUGUACUGGCCUUUUAUAGCAAGCGACAUUCGAGUCAGUGGAUUGCACUUGGAAGCGCAGGACGACAAGAUCAUCAAUCUGGUAAAUACUGUCACUGCUUUGUUUGAAACCACCUUGCGCGGUAACAAGACUGCGCCGACCCAUCAGGAUGAUCAAGAACCCAUGGCGUGCGCGGCAGCUAUCAUAAUGGACUGCAAGGCUCUGGAGUUGACUUGCCUCUUCCAAAAGGGAGACUGGGCAAGCAUUACCUCAUACAUCGACACGAUUGCUGGCCGAGACAUAGCCCGGUAA